AACAAGUUGAAAACAAUUAAAAAGAUUUGUAAAAGGCUUGCGGCGAGAGAAAGAAAAAAUCGAGAAAACAGCAAGACAACAAUAAAAAGUUGUUUGCUGGGUUUUAUAGGCAAGCGGCAUUGCUGUAGAGUGUAAACAAGGUUUAAAAAGUGUUCAAUUAGAAAAAAAUUUAUAGAAAAAGAAAUUGAAAUUAAAAAAAAUAAUACAUACAUAUAUAUAUGCAAACAAAUCAUUUGCUAUUGCUGCAGUUAUUGAAAUUAAGAAAUUCAAAAAUAAAAUUAAAACAAAAAUUUUAUCGGAUCCCGAAUUUACAUAAGUGACAAACAUCAGCUAACAGCAAAAAAAUGGCUCAAAAUUCAGAGAAGAAAAAACCCCCAGCUCCCAUAACACGGAUACCGGAAGCUCCCAAUGUCGAUGAUCACAUUAAAAAGGAAAUACCCACCAGCUACUUUCAGUCUUUUAUUCAUCUGCUCAAGGGCAACAUUGGCCCUGGACUCUUUGCCAUGGGCUUUGCCUUUAUGCAUGGCGGUCUGCUGGUGGCACCCAUACUCACCGUACUCAUAGCCUUGGUGUCCAUACACUGUCAACACAUGCUGAUAAAUUCCUCCAUUAAAAUGAAGACUCUAAGAAAUGCAGAAAAAUAUCCUGAUUUUGCUGAGACCAUUGAACAGUGUUUUGAAAUGGGUCCCACGGCCACACAGAGAUUGUCGAGGACCAUGAAAAUGCUGGUGAAUCUAUUCAUUUGUGUGACACAAUUGGGUUUCUGUUGUAUCUAUUUUGUGUUUAUCAGCACGAAUGUGAAACAGAUUUUGCUUGCCUAUGACAUACACCUAGAUGUCCAUUAUGUUAUGCUUAUUACCUUUGUUCCCAUUUGGCUUAGUUCCAUGAUAACCAAUCUCAAGUAUUUGACCCCUGUAUCGUUUAUAGCCAAUAUUUGCAUGAUAUGCGGUCUAAGCAUCACCAUGUAUUAUGGCCUUAAGGAUGGCCUGCCCGAAAUCGGAGAUCGCAAACUCUACACCACACCCAUGGACUUGGCCUUGUAUUUUGGUACUGCAAUUUUUGCCUUUGAGGGCAUUGCCUUGGUUUUGCCUUUGAAGAAUGCCAUGGCAAAUCCACAUAAUUUCGAUAGGCCCAUGGGAGUGCUGAAUGUGGGCAUGUUUUUUGUCACCCUAAUGUUUAUGACAGCUGGUUUCGUUGGCUACAGCAAAUGGGGAGAUGAUGUAGCUGGAAGUUUAACCCUUAAUCUGGGAGAUACAAUAGGUGCACAAAUUGUGAAGGCAAUGGUAUCGAUGGGAGUAUUAUUCGGUUAUCCUCUACAAUUCCAUAUAGCCAUACAGAUAAUGUUACCAACUGUGAUAGAGACAUUCAAAUGUUACAAUCAUUCAUUGGCGGCUAAUUUAACAUUCAGGACAUUUAUGGUGGUGGUAACAUUGGGCAUUGCUGAGCUGGUUCCCAAUUUGGGUCUGUUCAUCUCACUCAUUGGCUCGCUGUGUUCCACCGCUUUGGCCCUGGUCUUUCCCCCCAUCAUUGAGCUGAUUGUGAAACGUGAUAUUUCGAGUACCUGCUCUAGAUAUAUGAUGUAUCUAAAGAAUACCAUUAUACUAGUAUUGGCCUUUGCUGGCUUUCUGGCCGGCACCUAUGAAAGUCUUUCGGAGAUAAUCAAAGAAUUUGGUUCGGAGGUGAAAACAACCGACUCAGUUCUGGUGGAUUCGAAUUCAUGAAAAUAUCCCAAAAUAGACCAUAAUCACAUAUCCACAACAAUAAAAAAACAAAAAACGAGAGAGACAUCAUCAACUUAAAUAAAAUAAUUCAAAUAUUUUGUUA
This is a messenger RNA of Stomoxys calcitrans (stable fly), 1824 nucleotides long. Its product is annotated as proton-coupled amino acid transporter 1. The coding region runs from base 345 to 1721 and encodes 458 amino acids. The transcript has 7 exons. Gene Ontology annotation, biological process: amino acid transmembrane transport. The record is from RefSeq and is a predicted model, not a curated record. Gene Ontology annotation, cellular component: vacuolar membrane. NCBI's taxonomy places the organism in Eukaryota, Metazoa, Arthropoda, Insecta, Diptera, Muscidae. Gene Ontology annotation, molecular function: amino acid transmembrane transporter activity.